This is a messenger RNA of Fulvia fulva, 327 nucleotides long. Its product is annotated as Non-histone chromosomal protein 6. The transcript is spliced from 4 exons. Bases 1 to 327 code for a protein of 108 amino acids. The record is from RefSeq and is a predicted model, not a curated record. Lineage: Eukaryota; Fungi; Ascomycota; Dothideomycetes; Mycosphaerellales; Mycosphaerellaceae.
AUGCCAAAGGAGAAGGCAACCACCCGUGGCUCCAAGAAGGCCGUUGACAAGUCGGCUGGCGGCAAGAAGAAGAAGGACCCAAACAUGCCAAAGCGUGGUCUUUCAGCAUACAUGUUCUUCGCCAACGAGCAACGUGACAAGGUUCGCGACGACAACCCAGGCAUCAAGUUCGGCGAGGUUGGUAAGCAACUUGGCGAGAGAUGGAAGGCCCUUUCCGAGAAGCAGAAGGCUCCAUAUGAGGCCAAGGCUGCCGCCGACAAGAAGCGCUACGAAGAGGAGAAGGCUGCCUACACUGCCGGCGGUGACGAGGAGGAAGACGAGGAGUAG